Messenger RNA from Xenopus laevis (African clawed frog), 3475 nucleotides. RefSeq names its product alkylglycerone phosphate synthase S homeolog (gene agps.S). NCBI's taxonomy places the organism in Eukaryota, Metazoa, Chordata, Amphibia, Anura, Pipidae. The coding region runs from base 22 to 2016 and encodes 664 amino acids. The transcript is spliced from 20 exons. The record is from RefSeq and is a predicted model, not a curated record.
ACCAGGAAGUAGUAGCGCCACAUGAGGGCCGGCGUUCCAAGGUUGCCAGGCUACGGAACCGCUUUGCAUGCCGGGACGCCGCUGCAUGCCCACGCUGUGACAUCUUCCCCCUCCGCCGCGCAACACGGAAGCAUGGAGGCAGCCCAGGGUUCCCCGGUCUCUGCUCUGUCCCAGCAGCGCAGGCUGAGAGUCAUCACAGGACACCUACAGCCUGGAGCUGCGCCUGGUAUAUCCCUGAAUGAAUGCAAAGCCCCAGCAGCCUCCUCCUCCUCCCCUGAUCCCUCCAUUCCCAAGAAGAGGCAAGAAGUCCUGAAGUGGAAUGGUUGGGGUUAUAAUGAUUCCAAAUUCACUUUCAAUAAAAAGGGCCAAGCAGAGUUCACUGGCAAGAGGUACAAACUUAGUGGAAUGGUGCUACCAGCUUUAAGAGAAUGGAUGGAGAAAACAUUUGGUGCAAGUCUGGAUCAAAAAACUACCUCUCGAGCAUCUUUAAAUGUAAGUGAUGCCCCACCAGCACUUGUAAAUGAAGGAUUUCUCCAGGACAUUAAAGCCAUAGGCAUUUCAUUUUCCCAGGAUGCCGAAGAUCGAAUUUUCCGAGCACAUGGUCAUUGCCUACAUGAAAUUUUUACUCUUAGGGAAGGAAUGUUUAAGAGGAUUCCAGACAUUGUUGUGUGGCCAACCUGUCAUGAAGACGUUGUGAAAAUAGUGGAUCUAGCUUGUACACAUAAUGUUUGUCUUAUCCCAUUUGGUGGUGGGACAAGUGUGUCCAAUGCCCUGGAAUGCCCUGAAGAUGAGACGAGAACUAUAGUCUCAUUAGAUACCUCACAAAUGAGCAGAAUUCUGUGGAUUGAUGAAAAGAAUUUAACAGCUCACAUACAAGCAGGAAUAACCGGUCAGGAUCUGGAGAGACAGCUUGGGGAGAGUGGUUACUGCACAGGCCAUGAGCCAGACUCCAUGGAAUUCAGCACAUUAGGAGGCUGGGUGGCCACAAGAGCAUCGGGCAUGAAAAAGAACAUUUAUGGAAACAUUGAGGAUCUGGUUGUUCACAUAAAAAUGGUAACUCCUAAAGGUAUUAUUGAAAAAAGCUGCCAGGGCCCAAGGAUGUCUACAGGGCCUGAUGUUCACCAUUUUAUAAUGGGAUCCGAAGGGACACUUGGGGUGGUCACAGAAGUUACAAUUAAGAUCCGGCCAGUUCCAGAAUAUCAGAAAUACGGCUCUGUGGUGUUUCCAAACUUUGAGCGGGGGGUGGCCUGCUUACGAGAAGUUGCAAAACAGAGAUGUGCUCCUGCCUCAAUUCGCCUUGUGGACAAUGCACAAUUUCAGUUUGGGCAUGCUCUUAAACCUCAGGUGGCCUCAAUUUUUACUUCAUUUUUGGAUGGGUUAAAAAAAUUCUACAUCACAAAGUUUAAAGGCUUUGAUCCAAAUCAGUUAUGUGUUGCAACCCUGUUGUUCGAGGGUGACCGUGAAAAAGUCUUACAGCACGAGAAGCAAGUGUACGAUAUUGCUGCUAAAUUUGGCGGCCUGGCAGCAGGCGAAGAUAAUGGACAAAGAGGCUACAUGCUGACAUUUGUCAUUGCUUACCUUCGGGACAUUGGCAUGGACUACUAUGUAAUAGGAGAAUCCUUUGAGACCUCCGUUCCAUGGGACAGGGUUCUGGAUUUGUGCUGCAACGUUAAAGAGAGGAUUGUUCGAGAGUGCAAAGAAAGAGGUGUUCAGUUCCCUCCACUUUCAACAUGCAGAGUCACACAGACUUAUGAUGCGGGUGCUUGCGUAUAUUUCUAUUUUGCCUUUAACUACAGAGGUUUAAGUGAUCCAGUUCAUGUCUAUGAAGAAAUAGAGUUCGCUGCUAGAGAAGAAAUCCUUGCAAACGGUGGAAGCCUUUCACAUCAUCAUGGAGUGGGCAAGUUACGGAAACAGUGGCUGAAGGACAGCAUUUCAGAUGUCGGCAUAGGAAUGCUUCAGUCUGUCAAGAACUUUGUGGAUCCAAACAACACUUUUGGCAACCGAAACCUUUUAUAAACACGGCAGUCCUAAUAUUUCUGGAUGUAUGUUAUAAUGUUGUUACAUUUCGUCCUUAGAAGGGUGUGUACAGCAGUGAACAGCCUAUGUUGUAAAGUUGUCCUGGAAAACCAGUGAAGUUUAAAGCAGAACACCGGAUGAGAUGUACUGAAGUGAACAAGCAAAAAUUAUAUAAUAAUAUGCCUAAAAUUACUUUUUCACCCUAAAGAAACAUACAAAUAUAUAUAACAUUGCCCUUUGUGGUCCAUUCUGAAGAAUUCCCUUUAUCCCAGCCUGCUUGUGAGAAUGACAGGCCUACGUUUCUGAUAUCAUAUUCCAGCAGUUGGGAAUUGCAGCUUUUAGCAAGGGUUAUGCUGGUAACUGUAGUUCUCAACCACUGGAAGGAUUGUCAUUUGUGCCUUGGAGCGUUGCUGUUUAUAACAAACAGCAGAGAGACCGAAGACAGACUUUGAUUAAUUACAGUUUUUAAGGCAAGCCCUGUUGGUACACCUCUUUAACUUUGUAAUGCUUGUGUUACUUGACCAGCAAACCACAGGGUGUGUUUUUGGGUCUUUCAUAGGGAAUAUUUGAAAAUAAAUGAAAUAAAACCAGUCAAGCCAUGUUUUUUUUAAACUCUCCACUGUCGCCUUAUCCAUGCCAGUUGUGUAGCAUAUAUUCUUUUUCUGCAUCUGUCCUGAAAGUAGCAGUGGGAUUAUUACCCACCCCUCUUUAUAAGCAGACUGGGAAGAAGAGAAUGAAUGGACCUGAAAGCCCUGGGAUGGGGAUUUAGGAACUGAAUAACCAGAAACACCCCCCCACCCUUUCUUUUCCAAUUUCUUAUGGCUGCCACAUGGGCAUCCUUCUGUACUACCUACUUAGCAAUACAAGCUUUUUAUAACAAUCUGCAGAUAGAACGCACAAAGCGGCUGCUCCUCAUUUCCUCACUGGAAGAAGCCAGCUGUUCUGUGCAAAACCGUCCCCUACCGAGAGAAGAAAAGUCUGACCUUCAGAUCUGUCUACAGAAGCAGCUGUUCACUCUUUUGCUUCUCUCCUGGGAAGAAGACCACAUUAACACGAUUACUGCUUAAGCAAGAUCUGCUUGUACAUUGGAUGUUUAGAUGAGGCAUUCCAGUUACAUGAAAUAUUUAAGCAUCAUUCUUUUUAAAUGGUGAAUAAAAAGCUGCUUGUACCUCUUCCCUGAUGAACUAAAAUGGGGCUUUUGAAUCUAUUUCAAGGCAUGUUUGUCUGAGUUUAACUAAUUUGUCUCUCUUUCAUGGUGUGAUCACAUUUGUAUCUGUAAUUAAGAGAUAAUGUUUUAUUUAACCCUCUCACUACUCUUCGUGACUUGCAGUUGUUUCUCAGCAGCGGAUUGGUUAAAAUCCCAAUUUAUCGAUAUUACAUUUUUGUACAGAGAAGUUAACAUCUUCAUAUUGUAUGUUCAGUACAGAAUUUAUGACAUAAAAUGUUUGCUUUCACCCAA